Molecule: messenger RNA, 798 nt
Organism: Ostertagia ostertagi
Lineage: Eukaryota; Metazoa; Nematoda; Chromadorea; Rhabditida; Trichostrongylidae
Source: the annotation of a GenBank genome assembly
UCGGAUGAAAUUGUGACAAACAGUUUGAGUCGGUCGCUUUCGGGGGGUCUACACGUUGGAGAUACCAUCGAAAAUUUCGUAGGCAAGAACGAUUUGACUGCGGACGACCUUUCUGACUUCUUCGCCCAAAUAUCCAACUUGCCCUUACGCGUGUUCCAAAAGUAUGAAACACGUUUGAAAAAGCGAUUCGAUCAACUUUCAAAAAAUGCUGGAGAACAAAUAAAGAGGGCGCUUUAUGAAGGCUUCUCGAAACUUGCAUCAGUCUCGCUGCUGACGUCGACUGUCAAUUAUCCGACUGACUACGCACAUCUACCUGAGAACAGCGUUUUGCGAGCAGUUGUUGCGCAAUUUUGUGAGAAAUCUCAGUGUGAAAGAGAACUUCUGCAUGACCUACUGUCAACACUGGUUGGCCAUAUUCGGAGUGACGGCCACCGCCUUCCACCCUUGGAUCUUCAGUCCAUGUUAUCUUUGGUAGACUACCGCAACGACGAGCAGGCUCGCUUGAAUCUUCUUUCACUUGCUAUUGAGCAAAAAGAUCCUCAGAUAUUAUACGAACUCACUUGCCCGCAAUUGUUGAACGGCACUUCUACAUCCGCUUCAUACUGGACAACAGUCUCGAAAAAUCUGCCUGCUCUUAUACGUGUUCUGCCAGUGUCUCGGGCUAGAGCGGUAGUUAAUGGUUUGCUGAAGUUUGCGCUGCAGUGUGCUGAUAAUGGAGCUACAAAUCUCCGUGUACAUCAACGACUAGUAAAGGACGCCUCAACAUACGCCGUUACUAUUCACGAUGUAAAGAAAACC